Ornithodoros turicata is the source of this 1562-nucleotide messenger RNA. Its product is annotated as tubulin alpha chain. Gene Ontology annotation, cellular component: cytoplasm; microtubule. Bases 127 to 1482 code for a protein of 451 amino acids. The record is from RefSeq and is a predicted model, not a curated record. Gene Ontology annotation, molecular function: structural constituent of cytoskeleton; GTP binding. The transcript is spliced from 3 exons. Lineage: Eukaryota; Metazoa; Arthropoda; Arachnida; Ixodida; Argasidae. Gene Ontology annotation, biological process: mitotic cell cycle; microtubule cytoskeleton organization.
UAAAACGCGGUGUGCGCGGAAUGAUUUUAUACCAUUCGCAACGAGAGUCAUCGGAGCUUUGUUGUGAACGGCAGCUUCUGGACUUAUUGUCUUUGUGAAGCUUUUUAUAUAUAAUAUCCAAGCAACAUGAGGGAAUGUAUCUCUGUGCACGUUGGCCAAGCAGGCGUCCAGAUAGGGAACGCUUGUUGGGAGCUUUAUUGCCUCGAACAUGGCAUCCAACCUGACGGCCAAAUGCCAAGCGACAAAACAAUUGGAGGCGGAGACGACUCGUUCAACACUUUCUUCAGCGAGACCGGAGCUGGAAAACAUGUUCCUCGCGCUGUGUACGUGGAUCUCGAGCCCACUGUCGUAGACGAGGUUCGCACUGGUACAUACCGCCAGCUCUUCCACCCUGAGCAGUUGAUCACCGGCAAAGAAGAUGCGGCCAACAACUAUGCUCGUGGCCACUACACGAUUGGCAAGGAGAUCGUGGACUUGGUGCUGGAUCGCAUCCGUAAGCUGGCGGACCAGUGCACGGGCCUGCAGGGCUUCCUGAUCUUCCACAGCUUCGGCGGGGGCACUGGCUCCGGCUUCACGUCCUUGCUUAUGGAGCGUCUCUCUGUCGACUACGGGAAGAAGUCUAAGCUGGAGUUUGCCAUCUACCCUGCACCCCAGGUCUCCACUGCUGUGGUUGAACCCUACAACUCUAUCCUCACCACUCACACUACUUUGGAGCACUCUGACUGUGCGUUCAUGGUUGACAACGAAGCUAUCUACGACAUCUGCAGGCGCAACCUCGACAUCGAACGCCCGACCUACACCAACUUGAACCGGCUUAUCGGGCAAAUCGUCUCUUCCAUCACUGCUUCUCUGCGGUUUGACGGAGCACUGAACGUAGAUCUGACUGAGUUCCAAACCAACCUUGUGCCCUACCCUCGAAUUCAUUUCCCACUAGUCACCUAUGCUCCUGUCAUUUCUGCUGAGAAGGCAUACCAUGAGCAAUUGACAGUUGCUGAGAUCACCAAUGCCUGCUUUGAGCCUGCCAACCAGAUGGUAAAAUGCGACCCCCGUCAUGGGAAGUACAUGGCCUGUUGCCUGCUCUACCGAGGAGAUGUCGUCCCUAAAGACGUGAAUGCCGCUAUUGCUGCUAUCAAGACCAAGCGUACCAUUCAGUUUGUUGACUGGUGCCCUACUGGUUUCAAGGUGGGCAUCAACUACCAGCCACCUACAGUGGUUCCAGGCGGUGACUUGGCUAAGGUCCAGCGUGCAGUCUGCAUGCUGUCCAAUACCACAGCUAUUGCAGAGGCCUGGGCCCGUUUGGACCACAAGUUUGACCUUAUGUAUGCAAAGCGAGCAUUUGUUCACUGGUAUGUGGGUGAAGGCAUGGAGGAAGGAGAAUUCUCAGAGGCACGUGAAGAUCUGGCAGCCCUGGAGAAAGACUACGAGGAAGUUGGCAUAGACUCUGCUGAGGGUGCUGAUGAUGAGGGUGGAGAAGAGUUCUAAGCACCAGCUGUGCUGCACCUUUUUUUGCCUUGUUGCUAUUGGCUUUUGCUGUUGAAAAGAAGUAAAUGCAGCUGACUCCA